AUGAAGAUGGCGGCGCCUCUCGCCAGCAAGGCAGGGUCCGCCGGCACCACCAGCAAGCCUCCCUUCCCGGAGCUGGAUUUCCGAUCGGGAGCCAGGGUGGAGGAAUUAAAUAAACUCAUCCAGGAAUUCACCAAGCACGAUCAGAGGGAGUACGACGACCAGCGAGCCCUGGAGAUCCACACGGCGAAGGACUUCAUCUUCUCCAUGCUGGGCAUGGUUCAGAAACUCGACCAGAAGCUGCCUGUAGCCAACGAGUAUCUGCUGCUGUCAGGCGGCGUGAGGGAAGGUGUGGUGGACAUAGACCUCGAUGAGCUGAAUGUUUAUGCCCGGGGCACAGACUAUGACAUGGACUUCACCCUGCUGGUGCCCGCGCUGAAGCUGCACGACCGCAACCAGCCGGUCACGCUGGACAUGCGCCACUCGGCCCUGUGCCACUCCUGGCUGAGCCUGCGCCUGUUCGACGAAGGAACCAUCAGCAAAUGGAAGGACUGCUGCACGAUCGUGGACCAUAUCAAUGGAGCUACCAAUUACUUCUUCUCCCCAACAAAAGUUGCAGACUGGUUCUAUGAAUCCAUUAGCAUUGUCCUCUCUGAGAUCCAGAAAAAGCCCCAACGAGGGAUGCCAAAGGUGGAGAAGGUAGAAAAGAAUGGGACUAUCAUAUCCAUUAUUUUGGGAGUGGGCAGCAGCCGCAUGCUGUAUGACAUUGUCCCCGUGGUGUCCUUCAAAGGCUGGCCAGCCGUGGCACAGAGCUGGCUGAUGGAGAACCACUUCUGGGAUGGGAAGAUCACGGAGGAGGAGGUCAUAAGUGGGUUUUAUUUAGUGCCUGCGUGUUCCUACAAGGGGAAGAAGGACAAUGAAUGGAGGCUGUCGUUUGCCAGGAGUGAAGUGCAGCUGAAAAAGUGUAUCUCCAGCAGCCUCAUGCAAGCCUACCAGGCCUGCAAAGCCAUCAUCAUCAAGCUGCUGUCCCGCCCCAAAGCCAUUAGUCCAUAUCACCUGCGGAGCAUGAUGCUGUGGGCUUGUGACAGGCUGCCAGCCAGCUACCUGGCCCAGGAGGAUUACGCAGCCCAUUUCCUCCUGGGUCUCAUUGAUGACCUCCAGCACUGCUUGGUCAACAAGAUGUGCCCUAACUACUUCAUCCCACAGUGCAACAUGCUGGAGCACCUCUCCGAAGACACCGUCAUGCUCCAUGCGCGGAAGCUGUCCUCGGUGCGCUCCGACCCUGCCGAGCACCUCCGAACUGCCAUCGAACACGUCAAAGCAGCCAACAGGCUCACCCUGGAGCUCCAGCGGCGGGGCAGCACCACCAGCAUCCCCUCCCCACAGUCGGAUGGCGGGGACCCCAACCAGCCUGAUGACCGAUUAGCCAAAAAGUUGCAACAGCUAGUGACUGAGAACCCCGGGAAGUCCAUCUCUGUCUUCAUUAAUCCAGAUGAUGUCACAAGGCCCCACUUCAGAAUUGAUGAUAAAUUUUUCUGAGCUUUCGUCAGUGUUUCUUGGGAUUUUUAUUUGUUUUGUUUUUUAAAACUCUUGCAGUGUGCAGGUUUUUUCAUUUGUUUUUCCUGGAUGACUUAGUCUCUUGAUUUUUACAUAUCCAGCACAGAUUGGAUCUGUUGAGAACAAUCUGAAUAAAUUAUAAAUCCUGGUUCUGCAGGACGGUGCAGAUUUUGGAACAGUAUAUUACUAUUUCAUAUGCUGCUUUGGAUUUUUUCACCCACCCUGCCCCAUUGUCUGUGAGUAGUUUCUAAAUGAGGACACGCAUCGUAAACACAAGCCACAGUGUAAUGUAGGGUUUUUUUCCAAGCUUCCAUAAUUUAUGUACAUUGUUGGGCUGGGAGAAAGACAAUUCACCUUCUGUUGCUUCAGAAAUUCACUUCUUUUUCCAUGAGCUUCCAUCACCCUAAAGAAAUGAGGAGAGACUGGGUUGGAAAGCACUACUGGUAAUUUGACAAGGCCAAAUCUACUGGGUUGAAGCCCAGUUCAUCUGUUCUUCACAUUUCUGAUACUAGGGGAGAAAGCUGACUUUAAAGAUGAUGAUGUAGCUUUUUGGGGAAAGAGUUGUUUCUGUUUUGAUCUACUUUUUGAAUGUAAUUGUUCAUUAAUUGGACCUUGUACAGUCCAGAGGGUUGUUUCUGCUGCUUUUCCAUGCGGAAUAAGGUUAUGGAAUGUUAGUUUUAGUGUGUGUAAUUAUUCAAAGCCUUAUUUAAAUUCUAUUAAAGAACAUACCAUUUUAAAUGUAAUUGCACUAAUGAAAUCUCUGCCAUUACCUCA
Molecule: messenger RNA, 2268 nt
Organism: Poecile atricapillus (Black-capped chickadee)
Lineage: Eukaryota; Metazoa; Chordata; Aves; Passeriformes; Paridae
Gene: MB21D2
Product: Mab-21 domain containing 2
Exons: 2
Coding region: 1-1476 (491 amino acids)
Source: RefSeq, a predicted model, not a curated record